Pyricularia grisea is the source of this 897-nucleotide messenger RNA. RefSeq lists its product as uncharacterized. NCBI's taxonomy places the organism in Eukaryota, Fungi, Ascomycota, Sordariomycetes, Magnaporthales, Pyriculariaceae. The record is from RefSeq and is a predicted model, not a curated record. The transcript is spliced from 3 exons. The coding region runs from base 1 to 897 and encodes 298 amino acids.
AUGGAUUCACUAAAAGCCCUCUUUACGAGCCAGCUGGGCCCCAAGAUGGAGGAUCCUGAAGAGGAAACCUUUAUUCUAUUCUCUCAGGACAUCCCAUCCCAGAACCUUGGCUUCAUUGACCCCUCGGCCUCGAUGCUUGAGCUCACCGUCGCCGGCAGAGAUCUGACCAUCUACCAAUCGCCAGGAAUUCUGUCGUCGACCAGGUCCGGUGGCACAACCGGUGCAGUUGUAUGGAAGGUUACACCCCUCUUUGCCGAGUGGAUCUCUACCCCGGACAACAUCCUCGCCAGCGCCGGCGUAAUCUCCCAGUCAUCUUCUGUCCUGGAGUUGGGUUGCGGCACCUCUGCCGUGGUAGGCCUCGUCCUCGCCCCGUCCGUGGCGUCCUUCACCAUGACGGACCAGUCGUACGUGGCACGGCUGGUUGAGCAGAACAUACAAGAAAACAAUAAUAGCAUCAAGUCCAAGGCGGCCAAGGGUAGGAGGGCCAAGUCGGCCCCUCAACAGCAGCAACAGCAGCAGCAGGCAUUGCGCUUCAUGCCGCUCGACUGGGAAACGGACCAAGUGACCGCCUCGCUGACUGGAUCUCCCCAAGCCAAGAGCUUCGAUCUCGUCAUUGCCUGCGAUUGCAUCUACAACGAGUCUCUUAUCGACCCUCUAGCUCAAACUUGUGUUGACGUUUGCAGGCUGAGAGAGCUCGAGGCCGCACCUUCUAGUGAUGGAACCUCACGUCCAACCGUUUGUGUCGUUGCGCAACAGCUUCGGGAUCCCGACAUUUUUGAGAGCUGGAUAAAGCGCUUUCAUCGUUCUUUUCAAGUCUGGCGAGUGCCCGACACAAGUUUACCUGAAGGGCUACGAUCAACCUCUGGAUUUGUUGUGCACGUUGGGUUGCUCAAGUAA